This is a messenger RNA of Coregonus sp. 'balchen', 7584 nucleotides long. The record is from the annotation of a GenBank genome assembly. NCBI's taxonomy places the organism in Eukaryota, Metazoa, Chordata, Actinopteri, Salmoniformes, Salmonidae.
UGUCACUGGUUUCACCGGUCAUAAACUGAACAGCACACAGGAUUACUACAUUUUUCCUCUAAAACUGAAAAACAGGUAAGAGUUAUGCAAUACUAAUUUUACUAUCUUGAAGUAAAUGUUCUGUAUCUGACUGAGAAGUAUCGAUUGAAAAGGAGCAACAAGUGAGCUGGCAAAGAGUCAACCUACAGUUAUCUACAAUUCACGUUGCCAACAGCAUGAAUAAGACCUGUACUAUGGGUAGUUCAAUGCAGUCCUUCACAAACUCGUGCUACCUUUAAAUUCAAGUUGAGGGCUUUCCUCUCCUCAGCUCUCCUCUCCUUAAUUUGUCAAAAUAUUGGAUAAGUGGAAGCAAUAUGGGAAAGACCCACCCAAGAGAUUUGCUUUCACCGGUGGUUCUUCGAGAUCAGUCCACUAAAGGUGAGGAAUAAGGCUAGGAGCCUAAAGUUCUGUUCUCAUUAUAACAAUUAUUUGGACAGUUCCAAAUUAGUGAGAUUUUUCAGUUAGGGAGUGAACGUUAUUUAUAAUAAGGUUCACAUGGAGAAAAUCGGACCUCUCUGAACUGAAAAUGGAUGGCCCUCCCUUCAGCAAAAUAUAGUUUACCUAAACCCUAUCGGAACGCUAAAAAACAAAGAGAAAAACCAAGAAGAAGACCCUCUCCUAUACCCAAAAUAAUAAUGAAAACAAAGUGGAUAGCGUUUACCCGCACUUCUUGGAGAGACCAGAAAGAGCCUUAGAUAUGCCGUUUUAGAAGCUGUUCUUCGUCCUGUAGCCUACAUGGCACAGCCGGAAUUUUGAUAGCACAUAGGGCUGCGGAUCAGAAGGUUGUGGGUUCGCAGACCACCGUGGACAUGAGUAGGGGUGGAAAGAUAUCCUUUAUAGUAAAAGCAUUGCAUGAAUCGAUCAUCGUAUUUGCAGGUCCGAGAGAAAAUAGCCGUUUAUAAACAUUACAUGCAAUUCUACUUAAUUUUAUAUAUUAGAGAAAUAUAUUUUUUUAACCACACAAAUUACCGAAAUUACAGGCUAAGAAUCGACAGAGAAAUAGGCCUAUGUGUUCAUCUUAUCAUAUUUCUCCAAUGCCAAAUCAGUGUGUCUUGUUUGCAACGAAACUGUCCCUUUGCAAAUAAUUCAAUCUGAGACGUCAUUAGGAAUCUGAGCAUUGUACUUUCAAAAGUUAGGCCUACCUUUCUAACCCAGACAGAGUAGGCCUACCGACGCAGAAAAGUGUCAGCUUUAACCGCUGGCUACUCUUCUUCCGUGGCAUUACCCAACAAGCGAAGGUCACAACUGUUUCCCUAAAAGCUGUCUGGGUUUAAACAUCUUCUAUUGUACAGAAAGUGAAUAGCUUAAUCAAUUGAUAGUGACAGAAUUAGAUUACUUCCCAAGCAAAGUCAGCCUCUGAAGGUCAACGAAACGAAACAAUGAUAUCCCCAUAUGCAUCUGAGUCACGUUUUCCCCGGGUAUUUUACAGCUUGUUUCUAGCAUAAAGCAUCACGGACCAAAGCGCUAUUAUAGAUCACUUUAUGUAAUCGGAUACAUUUGAUUUUCUUCAAAAUCAUUUGCCAUUUUCUUUAAUAAAAGGUAGGCAUGUGGCAUAUCCUCUCAUACCCCUCAAUUCGAGUCUUAGUUUUAAUUUAACAGCCCUUCACUGACACAGGCUAUUUAAAGAUUGCAUGGUGUGUGGAAGAAUUGACAGACAAAUCUACGGAUAUAGCAGCCUAUAGCCUAAACAUGUAGGCCUACCUCUUAUUUCUUAAAUAGGAAUUAUUUUUAUUUUUAUUUUACCUUAAUUUACCUAGGCAAGUCAGUUAAGAACAAAUUCUUAUUUACACCGGCCAAACCCGGACGACGCUGGGCCAAUUGUGCGCCGCCCUAUGGGCCUCCCAAUGGGCCUCCCAAUCACCGCCGGUUGUGAUACAGCCUGGAAUCGAACCAGGGGCAAGCACUGAGAUGCAGUGCCUUAGACCGGCUCCAACACAAAUAACUCUUGUUGUUAUUAAAGUCUAAUUAAAAUGAAGAUGGUUGAAUUGAAUUAUGUCUAAGCCUACUCUCAGCACCAUGAGCUGUCCAUUUCUGAUUGAUUAUGCCACGGCUACAAGUUUCAACCCCACAAUGUAAAUUCCUCGAAUCCGGCUGUUGUGAGGUCAAUAACUCUGAUAAGUACACCAUGGGCAAGAAACAUAUUGUUUUUAAUAAAAUCAAUUAGGCUAUAGUAGUAGCAAGCAAUCAAAGUUGACCUCCGGUCCUCCUUCUCAUCUUCUUCGUGCUCUCCUUCUCAAACCGAACAGAGCAUAGGCUAUAGCAGGGUUCCCCAACUGGCGGACCGUGGGCCGAAUUUGCCCCGCUGGUGGUUUUAUUUGCCCCCCUCCUCCAUGUUUUCGGAGAAAAAAUAAUCAUAUAUAUAUAUAUAUAGCCUAUAUAUAUACAGUACCAGUCAAAAGUUUGGACACACCUACUCAUUCAAGGGUUUUUCUUUAUUUUUACUAUUUUCUACAUUGUAGAAUAAUAGUGAACACAUCAAAACUAUGAAAUAACACAUAUGGAAUCAUGUAGUAACCAAAAAAGUGUUAAACAAAUCAAAAUAGAUUUGAGAUUAACCCUUGAAUGAGUAGGUGCGUCCAAACCUUUGACUGGUACUGUAUAUAAUUUUUCUACUCUAUAUAUAUAAAUAUAUAUAUAUUUUUUGCAUUUCAUUGUUGGACAUGUAAAAAUUUAAAAAUACCAGGAAAUCAGCUCCAAGUAAUUUUAAUUUGGGAAAUCUGUUCCCAAGUAGUUCUAUGCAUAUUAAAGAGACACAUGAUCAUAUACAAAUGUAAGCAAGGUUUGAAAUUAUUAUGUUUUAGUCAAAUAUUAUAUAUGUUUGGGCUUCUUGCAGUCAAUUUGCAGUCUACAAAUUAUUUAUAAUUAUGUUCUGGACCCCCGACCAUCCGCUCAAUAAUAAAUCGGCCCGCAGCUGAAUCUAGUUGAUGAUCCCUGGGCUGUAGGCUAGUCCGCACGCAAGAUAGUGAAUUUUUUGGACUAGACCUAAUCAAAAAUUAUUUUGACUCUCCUCGUGAACUGCCACUUAGCCCUACACAGUAUUAGUUAAGCAGCACACAAAACAGUUUUUGCUCAGCAAGAGCAGAGCAGGCCUGGACUCAGGGUUUGAAUAUCCAUUGCUGUGUGUAAUGCUGCCUAGUUUUAUUUACACCAUCCCAGCAGCUAUCUUACUAAUAUAACUUUGCUCUGUGCAUCUCCGAGCAUGCACUUUGUAGCCUAUAGCCUAUGUAUCGUUUGAUUGAGAACACACUAAACAGCCUUUAGUCGCUAUUGAUAUUGAGCACCCAGCAGAGAAUCAGAGAUGAGGGGCAGCAUCGGGCACACAUCGAUAUGUAGCCUAAUAAGAAACUCCUUCUAAAACACUGAGAAAUAUUGAAAUGUAAUUAAUUACAAAUUACAUGACCCUUCCCCUGGACUAGAUUUAAAGAAUACUAACCCCUCCCCUUGACUGAAAUUGAAGAAGCAUGACCCUCCCCCAUUUUCCUACUGCAAAAACAGGUUUUUCAAGAGGCCCAAUAAUCACCUCUGUAGCCUAGUUAUAAUGUAAUAAUAGUUUUCAUAGUGGUCUAACAUUAAUUACUGAUUAAAAUACUUGGGCAGCUUAUAGCUUACAGCUUAUAGCCAAAUCGGUUAGUUGCAAAAUAUCUGAAGGCUCUAGAAGGCCCUAGAAUGUAAGAGAACAUGAUGCCAUGGGCUAAGAAAAGUAAAGUAGUAUUGGUGUUAUUCUUUAGGCUAAGUCAAGUAUAUAGAGGGCUUAACUUUAUCUGCUGUUUGUCUUUCCUUUGACCACCUUUGGCUGAAGGGGAGAUAACAUGUUGGCCCAUUAAACAUUGGUGUGGGUCGACCCACACAGAUCUAUGCACACACACUUUUGGUUAAAAGACCGACAAGACAGACAAGUCAGAGAAGAUAAGACAGCACUGCAGCAUAGGUUAAGACCGUUGGGAUGGAUGAGUUGCCAAUGACAUAGGCUAUUCACCAAUGACAUCAAGGGAUGGCAUUGCUCAUUAAUUCAUUGAGAAAAGGCUAACUGGAUAUGUGGAGCGUCAAUAAAGGCGGUGAGUGAAACAGGUUUAUGUGUGUGUGAAUACAUUAUUGUUGUGUAAUUGAAGGUGUGCUAAAUAGCACUGCAACAUUGAUUAGGAUCCUUGAUACAAAGUAACUGUUGCGUUGAUAUAGCAGGCAGCGUGUCCUGAAAAGCUACAUUGAUUCCAAUGUAAGCAGCAACAACAAGUAGCAACAACUUUCAUCAUAACAUUGCCUGAAACGAGAAUAGUUAGCAAGUUACAACUAUGUACCUAACAUAUGAAAUUGAUAAAGGAUACUUUGUAUUGAGAUUUUGCCACAUAAUCCACAGGUAACUAACUAUAAAUCAGUGAUUAAUUUACCGCUUUACAAAGAAGUCUUGCUUGCACAGUUAUUGCAGACUCGAAGAACGUGCACGUUCACGCCAACAAUGCGCGUUCACAUAUACCCACAGUUACCAAAGAGGGUUAGCUACAGUGGGGAGAGGGACUGUCUCAGAAAGUCACACGUAAACUGCUCUUCAUAAAUCAGCUAAUCCUAGCCUAUAUAUGUCAAACUUUUACAAUAUUAAUAUUAAUAUAUUAACCUUAUACAUAAUAAUAACAUUUGCAUUAUUAACUAUGUAUUUAUUUUCUUCCCAAUCACAAGCAUAGUUUACUUUACUUUUCUAUGAACUUCCAGAUACCUUUUCUAAAAGUUCUCUAUUGCCCCCUUCCCUACAGCAUCCCCUGCUCCAACCAUGACAGUGUGGGGGUCCAGAGUAAAGCGCUACAUGGGGCCUAACGUCUACACGGCUCCACCAGACGGCGGCUGGGGCUGGGUGGUGGCGGUCUCCUUCUUCCUGGUGGAAGUGUUCACCUACGGAGUCAUCAAGAGCUUUGGCAUCUUCCUCCAGGACCUGAUGGGGGAGUUCGGGGAGAGCAACAGCCGAGUCUCUUGGAUCAUCUCCAUCUGCGUCUUCACUUUGAGCUUCACUGGUGAGACUGGGGAUGGGGGAUGAGAGGGUCUAGGGCAGGGGUUCUUAAACUUUUUCAGCUGAAGACCCAAAUGAGGAAUUGACUGUCCUCCCGUGAGCCAAAUGGUUCUCCAAAUUAAGAAGAAAUAGUGUGUGAUUAUAGAUGUAUUCUCAUAACUUGCGACCCACCUCUCACAUGCCCAGGGCCCACUUUGGGUCCAGACCCAUAGUUUAAGAAACCCUAGUCUAGGGCAAUUCUGGUUCUGAAGAGCUGUUGAGUGUGAAGGCUUGGGUUACUGGCCCAGACUGCAUGACCUCAUAAUAAUGUUUUUAGGGCGAUAUUAACUGAAAAAGUUCAGAUGCUCUAUAGUGUGCCAUAUCUUAGUGCUAACAAGAGAUACCUAUCCCCUCUCUCCUCACAGCUCCUCUUGCUUCUGUAAUGACCAACCGAUUUGGGUUCCGGCCAGUUGUUAUGAUUGGUGGACUCCUCGUCUCCAUAGGAACCAUCGCCAGUGGCUUCACCAACUCCAUCAACGAGAUGUACAUCACCAUCGGACUCGUUGCAGGUAUGACAAACAAACACACACACACACGAUUGACCAUCACAACUGUCACAGUGGCACCAGUGUUGUCACCAGUGUAUGUGCGUGUGUGUCCUCUCCCCUCCACAGGUCUGGGGUACAGUCUGACCUUCCUGCCCACCGUCACCCUCCUGUCUCAGUACUUCUCCCAGCGACGCUCCCUGGUCACAGCUGUUGCCUCCACGGGAGAGUCCAUCUCUGUGUUCGCCCUCGCCCCAGGUAAGAGGUCACAGGGGGACUAAAAACUUCUGCUUACUAGCAAAGUUUCUCUUUAAAAAAGGCAAUGUUUCAGUUUACCAACCUUCCCAUUACCUUAAUCUCACUUUUCUCAAUUGCUUUUUCUUUUCAAAUUAACCCACAUUUAAUUUUAGGUUGGAUUGCAAACCCUGACCACUAUAGUCUUGUAUUUAAAAUACUCUCCUCUCUGUUCUCCCCCCUCUGCUCCUCAGCGUUCUCUGCUCUGAGGGACUGUAUCGGCUGGCGUUACACCCUGGUGGUGAUCGGAGCUCUGCAGGGCAUCAUCAUCAUCUGUGGUGUUUUGCUAAGACCCAUCAUCAUCAGACCUGGACCAGCCACGGAAACAGAGACAGGUGGACUGGCUGACAAAGAGCUGAAGGCUCUGGAUACUCUGAACACACAGGAGGAGUCCUACAGUAAGGAGAGAUUGUACACUAAGGACAGUUCAUAUGCUAAGGAUAGCUCUUACACACCGCAGAGUUCCUACUUUCAGGAUAACAAGCUGACUCAUUGUUACUCCCUGAGCUCUGGAGAGUCUGAGGACUCUGGGGUCCAGUCCCUCCAUCACCAGGUCCUGGACGAUGGUAGCAAGGCAGGGGAGGAUAUUCCUCUGAAGGGGAAAGAGGAGAAGGGAGAAAAGGGGGAAAAAGAGGGAAGAGAGAAGAAGGAGGCGUCUUCACAGCGGUGCUUAGGAAGCAAGAAGGAGAUGGAGAAGGACGAGGAGCAGACACAGACAGUAUCCGCCCAGAAGCACAAACUCCUUGACUUCUCUGUGCUGAGAGAAGGCAGCUUCAUUUGCUACGCUCUCUUCGGCCUCUUCGCCACUUUGGGUUUCUUCGCCCCUCAGCUCUACAUCAUCGAGCUGAGCGUGAGCCGCGGCGUGGAGCGCGACCGCGCCGCCUACAUGCUUUCCACCAUGGCCAUUGCUGAGAUCUUCGGCCGCCUCUCCAUUGGUUGGGUGCUAGGCAGGAAGCUGUUUAGAGGCAGGAAGCCCCUGGUGCUGCUGGGAUGUGUAGUCCUGCUGUGCCUGGUGCUGGUGGCCUUUACCCUGGUGUGGGAGUUCUGGGGCCUGGCGAUGUGUUGUGGGUUCUAUGGUUUUUUUAUGGGCACUGUGUCAUCAACGCAUAUACCCAUGCUGGCAGAGAAAGAUGUGGUGGGCAUAGAGAGGAUGUCGUCAGCCGUGGGGGUCUAUGUGUUUAUACAGAGCUUUGCUGGGCUGGCCGGACCACCUCUUGGAGGUAAGUGAUGCAUUCAGGUCUCACAUUUAUUCACAGCUCUCUGUCAUGUCAUGUCUCUUUUGCUCUCUCUCUCUCACUGAUGAUAGAUUUACCAUCAGUUUUAUUUUCAUUAUCAUCAAAGGAAAUAACUUGAUUCAUUUGUGCAUAAUUUUAAUGAAUGAUUUUGUUUAACUUGUAAAAAUGUUAUUGUACUCUCUCAGGUGUUUUGGUGGACCUGACUCUGAACUACGGCUCAGCGUUUUACUCCUGUGCGGUGGGUAUGGGUCUGGGAGCUGUGUUCCUUGGACUGAUACGACCAGCCAAGAGAGGCCUGCCCUGCUGCAGCAGGAGGGGGCAUCAGAACUGCCCAGAACCCCUGCAGGUUGGGCUGGGGAACCCUGUACCUCAGCGAGAGGGGAAGGAGGCCUUGGACAGAAACAGUCUUCAGGACUUCCUAGAAGUCGACCUUGAUUUGGACCAGAAACAUGAAAUCGUUACUGAAAAAGGCCAACCAAUGACAAUCUCUACUUGA